Molecule: messenger RNA, 528 nt
Organism: Orbilia oligospora ATCC 24927
Lineage: Eukaryota; Fungi; Ascomycota; Orbiliomycetes; Orbiliales; Orbiliaceae
Exons: 1
Coding region: 1-528 (175 amino acids)
Cellular component (GO): post-mRNA release spliceosomal complex; U2-type spliceosomal complex
Source: RefSeq, a predicted model, not a curated record
AUGGAUACGGCUCUAGAAACACAAUCUCUCGCACGAAAAGAUCGACUAGCAAAGCUUCGCAGCCUCAAGCGAAAGCAGGAACAUGAUGUUAGUUCCGAAACUGCAAGGGACACCGAGGCUAGUGAAGCAUCGACGGUCGUUCUUUCUGGCAGAAACUACGACGUCCAGACUAAAGCCCCUAGGUUCGGCUUCGAUACUGCACCUUCGGAUAACCAAGUAACUCUAGAGUCCCAAGCGGAGAGCAUAGCUGCUGAAGCUAGGAUUACAAUUAAAGGCGAAGAAGAGACGAGCCUGUCAAUCGACCUCCUCUCCCUGCAGCCAAAGAAACCCAAUUGGGACUUAAAGCGUGAUGUUGAUCAGAAACUCUCGCGAUUGGAUCUGAUGACGAACAAUGCGAUAGCUAGAAUUCUUCACUCUAGCAUCUUGCAGGCGAAAACUGCAGCUGCCCACAAUAAUGAGAACCUGGCUGAACUUGUAAAGCAAAGGGAAAAUGAGGAAGCUGGUCUUGCUGGGAGUGAUCUUGCGUGA